Molecule: messenger RNA, 3843 nt
Organism: Symbiodinium pilosum
Lineage: Eukaryota; Dinophyceae; Suessiales; Symbiodiniaceae
Source: the annotation of a GenBank genome assembly
AUGGCGACAGAUGGCAAGCAGAGCACUGCCAGGAGAGAUUUGCUGCAGCAAAUUGAAGUGGACGUGCAGAAGAAAUGGGAGAAAGAGAAGAUCUUCGAAUGUGAUGCUCCGGAGAAGAGCAGCGAGAAGUUCAUGUGCACCUUUCCAUAUCCGUACAUGAAUGGCCUGCUGCACAUCGGGCAUGCCUUUUCCCUGACGAAAGCCAUUUUUGCCGCGCAUUUCAACCGUUUGCUGGGCAAGAAGGUCCUGUUCCCUUUCGGCUUCCACUGUACAGGCAUGCCAAUACAGGCUGCAGCCAACAAGCUGGCAAGGGAGUUCGACGUGUUCGGCAAGCCAUACCCAGUCUUUCCACCGGGCCGUCCGCAGCCCAAGGAGUCUUCGCCAGAUGUUAUUGAGAUCGAUGAUGAGGGAGUCACCAUGCAGUGGAAGCCCCCUGCAUCGACUGGCAAGAAGGCAAUCAAGGAGUACGUCGUGCAUAUGAAGGUGCAGGACCAGGACUUCAAGGAGAUAAAGAAGGUAGUGCCCCCGAGCCCCGAGGAGUUGAAAGCCGCUGGCAACAAAGUCCGGGCAGUCCUACCUAUUGAAAGCGGGGGCUGUGUCUACAAGGUCAUCGCCGUUUUAGAGGAUGGCUCCUCGUGCCCUCCAAGCCCUGAAUCAGAUCAAGUUUCUGUGGAUGCAGCACCCAAAGACAAGAAGAGCGGUGCCGCAGGUGGCAAGCGCGUGGCAAAGAAGAUCCUGGCAAAGAGCGGAGAUGCUGCGUUUCAGUAUGAAAUCAUGAAGGCAAUGGGGCUGUCUCCUGAAGAGAUUCCCAAGUUCGUCGAUCCGUCAUACUGGCUGCAGUAUUUCCCGCCUUUGGGGGUUCGUGACCUGAAGCGCUUGGGCACACCUGUUGACUUCCGGCGAUCGUUUAUCACAACAUCUGUAAACAGCUUCUAUGAUAGCUUCAUCCGGUGGCAGUUCAGGAAACUGAAGCAAUCCGACAAGAUCGGAUUUGGAAAAAGGCCCACCAUUUACAGCGAAAUGGAUGGACAGGCAUGCAUGGAUCACGAUAGAGCGGAGGGCGAGGGCGUCGGACCGCAGGAGUACACUGCCAUUAAGAUUGAACUGCUGGAAUGGACAGACAUGAUGAAGAAGUUCUUCGCGGAGGGGAGCAAGGUGUUCCUGUUAGCUGCUACCCUGCGAGCAGAAACCAUGCCUGGACAGACAAACUGCUGGAUCCUGCCAUCAGGACAGUACGGGUGCUACAAGGGCCCUGACCUGGAAGUGUAUGUGUGCUCGCAUCGAGCCGCAAGGAACAUGAGCUUCCAGGACAUCUUGCAACCCUGGGGCAAGCCGUACUGUUACAUGGAAGUUUCAGGUCAGGAGCUCUUGGGCAAGAAGGUCAAAGCGCCGACGACCAAGUACGAUCACGUUUUUGUGUUGCCUCUGCCCACGAUUAAAAUGGACAAGGGCACUGGCGUUGUCACCAGCGUCCCAAGCGACUCACCUGAUGACUUUGCGGCCUACAUCGACCUGAUGAAAUCAGACAAGAAGCGUGAGUUCUACGGCGUCAAGAAGGAGUGGGUAGUACCAUUCGAUUUGAUCCCAAUCAUUGACGUCGAGAUCGAUGGCGAAGUCCGAACUAUGGCAGCACAGUACAUGUGUGAGAAGCUCGGAGUGCAGUCCAUCAAUGAUCGCGUCAAGCUGGCAGAGGCUCACGACACGUGCUACAAGCUGGGCUUUGACAAAGGUGUGAUGUCCACCGGUCCAUUCAAGGGCCAGCCUGUCAAGAAAGCAAAGAUCGAGUUCAGAAACGUAAUGAUCCAGGCAAAGCAAGCUUUUACAUACUCGGAGCCUGAGAAGAAGGUGGUGUCAAGAUCAGGCGAUGAGUGCGUGGUGGCUGCAAUCGAUCAGUGGUAUCUGAAGUACGGUGAAGCGUCCUGGAGGGGACAGAUCGAGGGACACCUGCAGGGUUCGAACUUCGUCAGCUACAACGACCGCAUCAAGGAAUCAUUCGAGGAUGCCAUUGGUUGGCUGAAAGAGUGGGCGUGCAGUCGUUCCUUUGGUCUGGGCACGCAGGUGCCGUGGGAUGAAAAAUUUGUGAUCGAGUCACUGUCGGACAGCACCAUCUACAUGGCAUACUACACGGUGGCACAUUUGCUCCACGGGGAGGGCAAUCUGGAUGGUGGACAAGGAAGUCCAGCCAAGAUCCAGGCCUCAGACCUCACUGACGAUGUUUGGGACUACGUGUUCCUAAAUGCGCCUUUGCCAAAGAAGUCCAAGAUUCCACAAAAGACUCUGGAGAAGAUGCGGAAAGAGUUCCGGUUCUGGUACCCGAUGGACUUGCGAGUAUCCGGUAAAGAUCUGAUUCAAAACCACUUGACCAUGGCCCUGUACAACCAUGCCUGUGUUUGGGAGAAGGAGCCAGAGAUGUGGCCAAAGAGCUUCUUUUGCAAUGGGUGGUUGUUGGUCAACAACGAGAAGAUGUCCAAGUCAAAGGGCAACUUUUUCACAGUGGAGGAGAUCAUCAACAAUUACUCAGCAGACACCGUCCGCCUGGCCAUGGCAAACUCUGGCGACACGCUAGAGCCAGCAAAUUUCGACCAGACUGUGUGUAACAAAGCUGUACUCACUCUGGCGGUUUUUCUGGAGACCAUGAAAGCAUUGGUCGGCGGCAGCGAGCCGCUGGAUGGAGGUGACGGGAUGGCUCGCUUUGUGGACAAGUGGUUUGCCAACGAGAUGAAUCGCUUGGUGUUGGAAAGCAAGAAAUUCUAUGAGACCAUGUACUACCGGGAAGCAUUGCGCACAUGCUACUUUGAAUUCACGUCGGUGUUUGACCAGUACCGUGACAUCUGCAAAGCUGCCAACUGCCAGCCGAACAAGGUUCUGACCAUGAGGUACUUGGAGUGGCAGAUGAUCACAUUGUCGCCAAUUUGUCCGCAUUUUUGCGAGCAUGGUUGGUCAGUCGUACUGGGCAAGUCGGGCUCGGUCCUGGAUGCAAGGUAUCCAGCUCCGACAGCAGCAGUAGACACCUCGCUCUCCAAGCAGGGUGAUUACAUGUUCAACAAGGUGCCCCAUGAUUUCAUCAAGCUGCUAGAGAAAGCAACAAAAUCCGGAACAGCAAAGUCAGCCGUGGUUUAUGUGGCAAAGGAAUUCCCCGAUUGGAAGAAGACAGUCUUGGCCAAGCUGAGGGCCAGACACGAUGCCGGCAAGCUGCCGUUGGUGUCUCAGGAAGACAUGAAGGCAAACCCGGAAGCCUCGGCGCAGUGGAAGGAGAUCAUGACAGAGCUCAUGCAGGAUGCUUCACUCAAGCCGUUCGGCAAACACCUGGGACCGUUUGCAGCAUUCAAGCGUGAUGAGGCGGCGGCAUUUGGCACCAGUGCCCUGGAUGCGUCCUUGCCGUUCGAUGAGCUAGCUUUGAUUGCAGAGAACGUGCCAUAUCUGCAGCAGAAGUUGCAGGUGCAGGUGGAGGUGCGCUCCGCCGACUCGGCUGACCCCAACCACAAGGAAGCAGCCGGCAAUUCACAGCCAGGCAAGCCUGGUAUCCAUUUCGAAGUCGAAAAAGUUGAAGGUGGCAAGGCAGGUGGCGAUGGAGGUAAGGCCAAGGCCGCAGCAAAAGCUGGAACAAAUGGCAAGGCUGCACCGAAGGCUGCGCCGAAGGCAGAGACCAUCGCUGACCUGAAGAAGCUCAACGAACACCUCAGCACUAGGAGCUACUUCGACGGAGGCUACAAGCCCUCUCAGGCGGAUGUGGCGCAGCUGGCUGCAACACCUGGCAACGUCUCCUCUGACCAGUAUCCACACGUGGCGCGCUGGUACCGGCAUAUCAGCUCCUUCACACCCACGCAGAAAUCGGCUUGGUAG